This is a messenger RNA of Prunus dulcis (almond), 1113 nucleotides long. RefSeq lists its product as uncharacterized. The coding region runs from base 1 to 1113 and encodes 370 amino acids. The transcript has 2 exons. Lineage: Eukaryota; Viridiplantae; Streptophyta; Magnoliopsida; Rosales; Rosaceae. The record is from RefSeq and is a predicted model, not a curated record.
AUGGAGGUGUGUGUCAUUGCCAAGUGCACAUAUAAGUCGGAAACCAUCAUGUUUUCAGUUUCAUCAGAGUCAUCCAUGGUUGAUAUUUUGAAGACUUUGUGUCUGAGGUUUAGGGGUUUGCAGUUGGGUUGUUUCACAUUACGGUAUUCGGUGCCCAGUUAUCCGAGUUGUUUUCUAGAAACGGAUAGCGAUUUGGACUUGAUGAGGACAUUUUUGUUGAUAUCAAAUGAGAAGACUGUUGAUAUUUUAGUGAAGGAUUUAUGCGGGAUCAAUGAAUAUAGUGGUGAUUUUUGUGUAAAUAAGGAGUUGAUAGCAUGUGAAAAGGGCGAGUCGUCGUGUUCUAGUACUGUCGAAGACAGAAACGAGUUUUUGGGCAGGUCGAAGAGAGCAAGUGCUAAGCCUUUGUUGUCAAAUGAGUGGGAGACAUACAUACAUCAUGUGGGGCAGAAGUUUGACGGUGGUGCAGAGGAGUUCUGGUUGAAAUUGUGCAAGUACGCUCUUGAAGUAGGAUUUAAUUUUUUAUAUGCCGGCAAUGACAAGAAGCGGGUGGUUGCUGUUUGUUCGAAUAAGAAAUUGGAGGGUUGCAGCUGGCGUGUUUAUGCUUCUCGUUGUGAAGCUACUGGCAGUUUUGUAAUUCGGACGUUAAAUAAUGUUCAUACAUGUGCGGGUCGGAUACGGGAAUCAAAGAGUAAGAUGAUGAGGUCUCGUGUGGUGUCCUCCCUCAUUGUGGACAGAAUUCGUGCAAAACCAGAGCUGAAGCCAGUUGAGAUUAUACACGAGUUCAAAGAUUAUUAUGGUAUAGACAUUUCAUACUACCACGCAUGGUUUGGCAAAGAGUUAGCUAAAUUGGACGUUCACGGUGAUGAGUCGAAGUCCUUCAACGAGUUAGUGUGGUAUGCGGACGCCGUAAAGGAAACUAACACUGAUAUUGGAAAAGGAUUGGGCAGCAAUGGUUCUGCAGCUGGAGUUGUGCUUCCGCCAAUUACAAAGAGGCCAGCCGGAAGACCACCAACAAAGAGGAUCAAAGUUUUUGGUGAAUUUAAAAGGCCAUUGAAAUGCAGUCGGUGCAGUGUUUCUGGGCACAAUAGGAAGACUUGCAAGGCUAUUAUAUGA